Raphanus sativus (radish) is the source of this 3002-nucleotide messenger RNA. RefSeq lists its product as uncharacterized. Bases 374 to 2413 code for a protein of 679 amino acids. The record is from RefSeq and is a predicted model, not a curated record. NCBI's taxonomy places the organism in Eukaryota, Viridiplantae, Streptophyta, Magnoliopsida, Brassicales, Brassicaceae. The transcript has a single exon.
GUCCUGCAUAUUAUCUACUAUUCAUCUGAAUCAAAGUAAGAGAGCAGUCACGUGAUAUACAUGUGGAGAAGGCUGAGUAAGAGACUUGGAAAGAGAUAGAGGGUUUGCUGUUACAGAGUCUCAAGAGCUUCCCGCUUAUAUAGAAAUGUUGGUGUUGUUCUUAGGGAUCGGCGAGUUUCUGGGAAUUGUAGAGGACACAGAGAGAAAGGUCUCUUGUGUAUGGGCUCAAGGUCUCGUUUGAGAUCUUGAGAUUGUAAUUGGUUCCGAUAAGCAAUAAUAUAGCACUUGGUCGCUUAUCAAUUGGUGCGGUGAGCGACUCGAAACAUCGCGACGUUAUCAGUUCGAGCUUUUGAAGCUUUUGGUGACGACGACAAUGGCGUAUCAGAGUUUCGAUGCAACGUUCGAUCGGCUAGAAGCAACAGUUCAAUCAUUCAUGGCGACCUUACAACAACAAUCACCUCGGGCGGAUUCGAUUGGAUUCCUCCCGACUACAAAUCAGCUGAAAUCUCCUACUCAGGUAUCUGUUUCUUCAUCGGAACAAUACGGGAACAGUCCUCUGUUAGGUUAUCGGCAAGUAGCUGGGAUUCUUGAUAAUCACGAAGAGGAAAGAUUCAUAGAGAUUCCUGUGUUUACCGGUGAUGAUCUGAGACCAUGGAUCGAUUGGAUGGAGAAACGAUUUGCGGGAGAAGACUUCACGGAUGAUCAGAAGAUGGCGUUGGCUUACGCUGUCAUCAGAGGAGAGGCUGGGUCUUGGUACAACAAGCGGCGUCCUUUUCAAAACUGGAAAGACCUCAAGGAUGCGAUGUUGCUGCGGUAUGGAAACCAUAACGAUCCAGAGAGAAUUGCUUUUUGUUUGGAGUUGGAAAGAAAGUGGCAGGAAAUAGAGAUGAUGACGCCAUCUCCAUCGUUCUUGAUAACAGAGUCUGUUCCAGAAGUCGACGGGAUUGAAACAAAUACAGCUACAGCGGCUGAGAUGAUUGGUGUACCAAGACUGAUGAAAGACGAACUGUUCAACAGGGAUGAAUCAAAUCCAGAACUUGAGGUUCAAUCUCAGGAAAAAAUCUCGGAUCUGGAACAUGUCCGUCGAGGUUGCAGUGAUACAGUGGAGUAUGUCGAUUUGUCUUCUGUAUUUGUGAAGAGCGAUCGAGUUCAUUGUCAAUAUGAUCUUGAUUGUGUUCGUGAGAAGAAUAAUGCAUUCAAGCUGUUUGACAGUAUGUUCAUGAGAAGGCAAAGGUUACACCACAAGAAGAAGAUGAGUUUAGCUCUUAAGUCUUGGAUGUUCAAAUUCAAACACCAGAAGCACCAACAUCCACAGGAUAAAAGGUCUCUUAUGCUGAUGGUCAGGAGCAUGACAGACGAGUUUAAAGAAACUAAGAACGGUAGUUGGUAUCUCAUCCUUGGACGGUUGAAGAUUAGGAGAGGGCUACGUUUGGUUGGUGUUCUCUCAAGAAAGAAGAAAAAGACUAGCUUGUUACACUGGAAAGAACUGCUUGCAGGUUAUACAAAGAAUGACAGUGCCAAAGAUACAUGGAAACUUGAUACUGGAUAUUCGUGUGGUUUGUCUGGAGUCUCUGAACACUUUGUAGCAGUUCCUCACAAGGAAAAAUCAAGCUGUGCCCAUGCCUCAUUGUUAGUGCAGAAUAGUUGGGAAGAUUCAACAAGCACGGCUCCGUAUGAGAUGAUUCUCUAUGACGAGUCUGAUAUUCCAAAGGAUGAUAUAGCAGUGAUGUUUCCCAGGGUUUUCCAGUCUCAGUCACCAUAUUGGGUCAGCUUUACUAGAUUUGGCGUACAUGACACACUACCAUGGCCUGCUGCAGUUGUGAAAGAAACUGAAGGGUGGGUUACAACAACGGUUGUUAUUCACAUCAAAGAUCUGGAACUGUUGCAGCUUAAGAAUGGUAUAACUACAACAAAGAAGAGGAAGUGUUCGAAAUCUUGGCACUUCAAAUUCAAAAGAAAAGAAGUUUCAGUGCUUAUACUGUGGGACUUGGUGAACUUAAAAUUGUAUGGCAUAUGGGGCCUCCUUGCUGUGUCGCUAGUUACUAACAGAACAGCAAAAUACAGCAGCGUGAGUUCUAUGUCAGUGACGUUGAAGCAAGCACACAUAUCUAGUCUCUUGUGUGAGCAGUGGAUGAGAUUUCAAUACUCAAAUUCUGAUCUCAAGCCCUGCAGUAUUGAACAGACAUCAAGUUUAGAGGAAACUUUGUUAAGUUCUGGGGAAGAUACUGUUCAUGCGAGAUGGUUGAGUAUAGAAUGUAUGUGGUCAAAGUUGGUGGUGGCAGUAUGUGCGAGACAGUUUCUCUUUAAUGAUGAAGAAUUUCAAGUUAAGCACAAGUGGAGAAGUAAAAUACUGCGUUUUGGAAGAAAAAAAUACAAAAUAUUGAAUUCUGUGAAAGGAGAUCAUUUUAUAUGAUUGGGUUGCGGCUGUCCAAGUUUCAACAGAGCUUAUGUGUACUGCAUCUCCUGUAUUCCCAGUUGUCUUUGCUUUGGUAUAUGUACUCCUUGCUUCACCGGCAAUAACUGAAGCUGUUUUCCAUUGAGACCCUCUGAGACAAGUGGCCUGACAAGCAACAACAUAUACAAGGAGUUACAAUGUGGUUUACAAGUAGAGAACUUGCAAAUGGUAGGUGGAUCAAGCUUCUCGAUCAAGUUUACAGAAGCUUGAGGACAAGCUUCUCUAAAGGGGGGGAGUAAUGAUAGGUCCUGCAUAUUAUCUACUAUUCAUCUGAAUCAAAGUAAGAGAGCAGUCACGUGAUAUACAUGUGGAGAAGGCUGAGUAAGAGACUUGGAAAGAGAUAGAGGGUUUGCUGUUACAGAGUCUCAAGAGCUUCCCGCUUAUAUAGAAAUGUUGGUGUUGUUCUUAGGGAUCGGCGAGUUUCUGGGAAUUGUAGAGGACACAGAGAGAAAGGUCUCUUGUGUAUGGGCUCAAGGUCUCGUUUGAGAUCUUGAGAUUGUAAUUGGUUCCGAUAAGCAAUAAUAUAGCACUUGGUCGCUUAUCACUC